AUGCCGGCAACCGUGCCGCCGGCCGCCAACCAUGAAUUGAGACCACCGGCGGAGUACUUUGUGGAUAGUGAUCAGGACGCCGAGGGAGAAGAGACCGACCUCUACCAGAUGGACCAGCAGCUUCAGGAUGCUGUGCACCGCGCAUAUUCGGGUGAAGUCGCGGCGGAAACGGGAACAACCGAGGUUGACGAGGAUUUAGACGCUGAGGGAGAGGUGGAUUAUGACCAUGUUUUAAAUGGUGAAGUCGACGAAGCAGAACCUGUUGGAGCUGUCAAGAUUCCGAAAGGAGCUCCAACAUUGGAGAACGACGAUGAUGCGGACGCGGAUGCGGACGCAGAAGAAGAUCCAGAAUUCAAUGAACAAAGCGAGAGCGAGCGAGCAGGCUCCAGCUCAUCGAGCAAUCGCGACUCCGAUGAGGAAUGGGAGGCAGAAAGUAACGGCCGUGCGGAAGCUGAAGCGGAUAAUAAUACAGUUCGCGGGAAUUGCGUAUUUUGCAAUCAAGAUGAAGACCAUGACCCUAGCGAUGACUUUGAGGAGUAUCUGAGCUGUGCUGUUUGUGGCGAUCACUCUCAUCGGCAAUGCGCCCGUGAAAACAAUGCAUUUAGCGAUGCCGAAGAUGCCGGCUCUUGGAGAUGUCCAACCUGCCACAGCGAGGACUUGGAGCCGAGCCCCAAAGAUUCUUCGCAUCGAAGGAAAAGCGGCCCGAAGAACAUGAACAAGGAGCUUUUGCCGGCUCAUAGUGGCGAGGAAGGUUCCGACUUUCAUUCCAUCUUCAAUACCGUGACGGUUGACGACGAGCUAUUAAACAGCUCGCGAUCGCUGCGGAAGCGCAAAACGCAAUCCGCCGAUGCAGAGGAACACACACCCUUUCUUCGAAAACGACAGAGACAAUCGCCUGCACAGGUCGAGCGAGACGACUCGCAAGAUCAGAUCCAAGAGGACGGAGAUGCUUUGUCCCCGGUCCGCACCCGUUCUCGGCGUACACGGAAGGAUGAGCCGGAACAUUGCCGGGUCGUAGUGAAACAGUUUGGCAAACUCAUCGUGGCCUUCCGGCUGCAUGAGACCAAAUUAUCCAAGAUCCUCAAUUCGCGCAGUCGGUCCUCGAUCAGGAACCGAAAAAUCCUCAAACAACCUCCACCACAAGAACCUCCACAGGCACACUUCGCGCCAAUAACACCUGCCUCUUAUUUCCCCUCUCUUUAUUCAUUCAGUGAUCGUGAGCUGGAGGAGUCCUCAAAAUCCAAGCCUUAUGGAGGAAUUCUUUCUGAGACAGAUGCUGACACAUCCAAAACAUUACCUACCCAUGCUGACCGAGAACGCUUUGAAGCCGCGCGACAAAAAGCUGAAGAGGCAUGGCAAAAACGUCUACUGGAAUCCGAGACUGGCGGCGAGGCUGCGCAGCAUGCUUCCCAGAAAGUAUCGGGUCCUCCAUCAAGGAUCAAGUAUAUCAAUUUUGGCGGGUUUGAAGUCGAGACAUGGUACGCGGCGCCGUAUCCUGAGGAGUAUAGUCGGAAUCGAGUGCUCUACAUAUGCGAGUUCUGUUUGAAGUAUAUGAAUUCAGACUAUGUCGCGUGGCGCCAUAAACUCAAGUGCCCCGCGAAGCACCCUCCUGGCGAUGAGAUCUAUCGUGAAGGUUCGAUUUCGAUCUUCGAAGUGGACGGACGGAAAAAUCCCGUAUACUGCCAAAAUCUGUGUUUGCUCGCCAAACUGUUCCUGGGGUCCAAGACGCUUUACUAUGACGUCGAACCCUUCCUUUUCUAUGUCAUGACCGAGUUCGACGAGUUAGGGUGUCAUUUUGUGGGAUACUUCAGCAAAGAGAAACGGCCCAGCUCAGCGAAUAAUGUCUCUUGUAUCCUUACUCUACCAAUACACCAACGAAAAGGCUACGGGAACCUCCUCAUCGACUUCUCUUACCUUCUCACACGCAUCGAAGGCAAGACAGGUUCGCCGGAGAAGCCUCUUUCUGACAUGGGCUUGGUAUCAUAUCGAAACUACUGGCGACUUAUUUUGUCAUACCAGCUACGAAAUCAAAAGACGCCGCUCAGUAUCGCCGAGCUUUCUGAGCGAACAGGCAUGACGGCGGAUGAUGUUGUUUCGGGCCUGGAAGCCUUACGCGCUCUAGUAAGGGAUCCGGUGACCAGGACAUAUGCUCUUCGUCUCGACUACAACUACUUCGAGGAAUGUAUUCGCGGCUGGGAAAGCAAAGGCUAUGUGACGCUUAACCCAGAUGCUCUUGUUUGGACACCAUAUAUCAUGGGCCGGAAUAACCAGUCGCAAUUCGAUCGCGCCCCAAUACAUACCGUUGCACCGCGCGAAGGGCUUGACGACGAAGAGGAUGAAGCAAAGGAACUAGUUGAAGAAGCUUCCAAGCAAACUCUUACCACCGGCACGGCUAGUGCCGCAGUUGCGGGUAAGGUGCAUGAACCUGCAGGGCCUCCUUCCACGGCUCUCCUGUCCAAUAGUAAUGGCGUCCACCAUCGAGCAUCCACAGACGCAUCCAAGUCGGCCGAGCAAACGGAACCUGGGCCUGCGAGCAACGUUCCCGCUUGGCGGUUCGAGGUAUACCCGCCGGUUCAAGCACCAGUGUCCAAGAAACGUGGUGCCCGUCCUUUUGGGCCUAAGUCAUUCCAGAAAGUUUCUAUCACUCCGAAUACCACUCGUACCAGUGGUCGCAGUACGCCCCGAAAAGCGUCAUUCCUGUCAACUAUCAAUCCAAACGCGAAUGAGUCUGGCGUAAGGCGGGGUCGGAGUGCGAAGCUGUUUGAUUCCCCUUCAAUAGACACGACAAGCGUGGCUACCAACGGUCUAGAAACUGAUCAGCUUGAGCUCUCCGGAGAAACAGGGGCCACCAGCGGACAAGAGCCUGCCCCACCAGCGGAUGAAACAGCGCGUCAGGAGACUCCAGGCCUGCUUGAAAACCCAAUUGAUGCCCAAGUAUCUCCCAAAACGAAUGGCAUCAAUGGACCGACAGCUGUUGAAAAGCAGCAAGAGCCGGUGACACCUUCGAAGGGCAAAGGUGUUGGAGGUAAAACAAAGCUGACACGGUCCGCUAGUCGAAAAUCAGUGGUGGAGAAGAUCGAAAUGCUUAUACCUGCGGAGAGUGAGGGGGUUGGGGUCCCUGACGAUCAUGGGAGCGAAGCCGAUGCAGAGGGUGAUAUUGUUAUGGACGAGACAUAA
Aspergillus mulundensis is the source of this 3177-nucleotide messenger RNA. RefSeq names its product putative histone acetyltransferase. Gene Ontology annotation, molecular function: histone acetyltransferase activity. Bases 1 to 3177 code for a protein of 1058 amino acids. Gene Ontology annotation, biological process: regulation of DNA-templated transcription. The transcript is spliced from 4 exons. The record is from RefSeq and is a predicted model, not a curated record. Lineage: Eukaryota; Fungi; Ascomycota; Eurotiomycetes; Eurotiales; Aspergillaceae.